GGCAGAGUCUUCCUUCUGUCGAUGCAGCAACCGCUGAUCCCCGAUGACCCUUCACAUCCAUCUCUGCCUCUCAGUCAUUAAUUAAUUCAGUAAAUAUCGGCCAGUCCCCCCCCCCAUAUCAACACACUCGCUAUUUUGGGGGCGAGAGCGCAUAUCCAGACCUUCUUUUUUUCGUCCUUCGUUGCCGUCUUUUCUUCUUCUUUUUUUUUUGCCUUGCCCUGCUUUCACCAUGGCCGCAGCCUUCCGAUGGCUGGUCAACGCGGGCCUGCUGGCCAUCCCCAUUGGAACUUCAAUUGGAGUUCUUGUCGGUCUCGAUGCGCAUCGCGCUGCGACGGGACAACCGCCGUUGUUUGGUUACGAUCCAGGUAAUGCUGGUAUCCCCGGUAUUGGUGCUGGUGGUGGCAGCAGUGGUGGCAGCGAUAGCACCGGCGGCGGCGGUGGUGGAUUUACUGGCGUCCCCAGUAACAACGGCGUCACCACGACUACAUACUGCCAGAAGUCCUACGGUAUCGAACCGCCGUCGAAAGGAGAGGAAUUCAUACUGAACCCAAACCAGUGGGGUGUGACCGCUGGAGAGACAGGAGCACUGUGUAUGAACGUUACUACGUUCAACAACGAGACCUAUCCCACCAAGUACACCGCGCCCGAAUUUUCCGUCACCUGGCAGUAUCCCGUCGGCCCCGAGACGCAGCCUGUGCAUGCGUUCCCCAACGCAGAGAUUGGAGGCAAGACGCUGCCGGUCCUGAUGAGUGAUGUCCAGCACCUCAUGCUCGACCUGGAGUGGACGUACGGGGUGGGCGAUAGUGCCGCCGCGACCACCGAUAUCGCACAGCUCACCGAUCAAUCCGUCAACACCAACGUCGCCAUAGAUAUGUUCUUCGAUAGCGAUAAAGCCAUUUCAGGUAACAGUACCGAGGCCAAAUGCGAAGUCAUGAUCUGGUUCGCGACGGUCGGUGAUGCGGCGCAACCCAUCGGCCUCAAUAAGGGUAUUGUUUCCUCGAAGACCUUGAACGGCACCGUAUUCAAUCUCUACGUCGGAGAGAACGGUCAGAAACAGAACGUGCUCACCUGGGCCACUCAAACCACCACCGAGUCGUUCCACGGCGAUAUCCUGCCUCUCCUGACGGACCUGAUAUCGGCCAAUAAGGCGAAUUACCCGACUACGCAGGACUACCUGGGCCAUCUGAGUUUAGGAUCUGAGGCAUUCUCCUCUAGCUCCAAUGUCACAUUCCACGUGCCCACCUUCGCCAUCCAGGUCGAGACCACGAGCUCAUAAAGAAGUCGAUGAUGUUUUAUUUCUGUGGCAUGACGCAUAU
Paecilomyces variotii is the source of this 1316-nucleotide messenger RNA. Its product is annotated as concanavalin A-like lectin/glucanase domain-containing protein. The record is from RefSeq and is a predicted model, not a curated record. Gene Ontology annotation, molecular function: cellulase activity. The transcript has 4 exons. NCBI's taxonomy places the organism in Eukaryota, Fungi, Ascomycota, Eurotiomycetes, Eurotiales, Thermoascaceae. The coding region runs from base 230 to 1276 and encodes 348 amino acids. Gene Ontology annotation, biological process: polysaccharide catabolic process.